Molecule: messenger RNA, 3432 nt
Organism: Blastomyces dermatitidis ER-3
Lineage: Eukaryota; Fungi; Ascomycota; Eurotiomycetes; Onygenales; Ajellomycetaceae
Product: AGC/AKT protein kinase
Exons: 5
Coding region: 278-3022 (914 amino acids)
Biological process (GO): protein phosphorylation
Molecular function (GO): protein kinase activity; ATP binding; protein binding
Source: RefSeq, a predicted model, not a curated record
CAGAGAUUGAGACUGAAGCAUCACACUCAUGUUUUUUCUGUUUUUUCUGUAUAUAUGUAUAUAUCUCUAUAUCUUUCACUGUGUCACAUAAUCAGUGACUUUAAACUGCAGAAAAUAUUUACUUGUCAAUUGAUCUAUUCAUAACUACGCUGCGUACACAGCAGAGGAGUUAACUAUAACUAAGACAAGGAGAUGAUUGAAUAUGGAAUCCAAUUUCUAAGCAUCUAAACACCGAAACCAAUGUCUGACGGGAGAAUCUCGCCAACCUGGAAAAUAGAUGCCUGCCGAGAAAAUUCUCACGAUGCCCGCCGAGAGCAAGCCUUACCACCCCUUCGGCUGGUGUUCACAUCCCCAGCCCAAGUAUCCUCCUCAAAACGAGGAUGUUACUACUACUACCUACGAGGUCAUCGUUCCGUCACAACCACCAACUGGAAUUCUAUCCAUCAGACUCCACCCCGCUGGUCGCCUGGCGAUACCAGAGCCGUGCGAAGGAUCGCGUUACCAACCAGUAGUAGCGGGGAAUAACCCAUGGCUGGCUUAUGCGAUCAUGGAAUAUGAACAGUUCCAGAUAUCCGCUGAAUCGCAUUAUUGCUACAAUGGCCGAAUCGGGUGGUCCAACCCGAGAACAGGGUACCGCGCGUCGGAUGGGAGGUACAUGUACAAGUUUGAUGUUUCGACUACCUCUUCCGAGCUGGCUGUGCGCAUGUUUGCCAGGCGCUCUGAUGCUGAAGCGGGACUCCAGACUGUCUCCUUGGGGUCUGUCAUGGUGAACCCGUUCACGGAAAACCGGCCUCGCGAUAGGCAUGGUUACGAGCCCAUACCUGUGCAGGGUGGCACGGGGAAAGUGCCGAUCGAUAUUUCCUAUCUCGAGAAGAAGGUACCGCCGUUGGGCGACACGGAGGUUUGGUGCGUCUACGGCGAGAUGGGUUCGAGUGAUCUGGUCUAUGUAGAGAAGCUAGACACCGACAGAAGCUACGGCAUGAAGACCAUUCCCAUAGUCGUAGACGUUACCCACGAGUCCAAGCUCACUCAUCGCGUCGAACACCCGUUCAUCGCUCCGCUCAAAUUCGCUUUCAAGUCGUCCAAGGGACUGAGCCUCCUUUCACCGUUGGCUAGCGGAGGGCCGCUUUCUCAUCACCUCCAGCGGGUGCGGCGGUUCGAUGUUGGCCUAGCUAGAUUUUAUGCUGCGGAGCUCCUCUGUGUACUGGAAUAUCUGCACGACAACCAUAUUAUUCUCGCACAUCUGAAUAUGGAGGAUGUCUUCUUGGAUUCACCUGGACACCUCAGCCUGUGCAAUCCUAGUCUUUUCAGUCUGGAGGUCCAGGACGGUGAUACAGUUGUGCCAGGAACAUCAGCGUACCCAGCCCCUGAGCUUGUCAGCAACAACCAAGUCGCUUCCCAGACGGCGGAUUGGUGGGCUUUGGGCAUCUUUCUCUACGAAAUGUUGACCGGAUUACCUCCAUUCUACGGUCAGGAUGCCAAUAAGCGACGACUCAAGAUAAGUAGAGACCCGGUACGUCCUGAGGGACUCCCACCGAUAGCCAAGGACAUUUUGAUCAAGCUGCUCGAAAAAAAUCCACUGAACCGCUUGGGGGCAAAGAAUGGGACCUCUGAAAUAAAAGACCACCCGUUCUUCAAAGGCACCAAUUGGCACGAUCUCCUCCAGCGGAAAUAUACAACUCCUUUCAAGCCCCAUGACGCGGCAACAGACUUCUGGCCUGGGGCGAAGGAGUACGACUCAGACAGGGGGCGAAAAGUGGAAGAAAAGAUAGAAAAUGGAAAAGUGUACCAGAGAGUAGUGGGCGCGAGUUGGCCACGAUGCGAAUGGAAUCAAACCGGCUGGGUGAGGGACGGAAGUACAGAGGACAACCCGGACAGGCCUUCAUCUCCCACUAGGGAGGACUACGACGAUGGAUGGGAGUUGUUGUGGGAUCCGACGUCGUAUCGAUUCAACUUUCGAAAUCGCUUCACUGAUGAAACGUCCCCGGGCCGUCUCUCAGACAAAUACUCCCGAACGUACCUGUGGGGUAUACCACAGGAGCCUCCAGCUGUCCCACCCGCGGCAUCCAAUCCAGCGUGCAGGCCACCUCCCUUGAGUGAGAGAAAGGCGGCUCUUGCGGCUGCAUUGGUAGCCGGAUACGGGGUGCGUGUGUUCUCACAGAUCCUCAGACAUGGGAAUGACUUGAGCUUGGACUUCCCGAUUCUUUGCUACAACCAACCCUACAGACCCAAAGAAGGCAUUCUCAACUCGGUUGAAUAUUUCCAUGAAAUCCAGCUGACACCACUGGAGUGGGCGGUAGAGCACGACAGGCUCGAUCUUGUCAAUCUGUCCCUGGCUCACGGCGCCGAUGCGAACUAUACCAUCGAAUCGGCAGAGGGGCCUGCCCUAGUGAAAGCAGUGCGACGAGGCAGCCUGAAACUAGUUGAAGCGCUUGUGCAGAAAACCAACCGCGUCUCUGGAACAAGGGCACUUCUUUUAGCAGUGAAGCAGCAGCACAGCGCCAUCGUCAACACGCUGCUUGCCAACGGUGUUCAGUGCGACUUUGAGGAGUCUGACCGGCCGCUUCCCGACCGUCGAUUUUUUUCCGAUCGCGACACCACUCCUGAUCAGCCAACCCCUCUACAAGCAGAACGUUUCGCACCUCCGCUCCUCCUAGCAGUUACAUCCGGCAAUGCAGAUCUGGUGAAGGCACUGCUUGCGCACGGAGCUAAUCCCCAUGCUCCCUACCAUGGCGUCCGUGGGCUCCGUCGCGAUCAUGACGGCUCCGGUCUCAAGGUAGCGGCUAGCUUUACCUGCGGAAGGGUCAUACAGUUGGCCAUGGAGUAUUGGCAGAAUUCCGAGAUCGUCCAAUUACUCCUCGAUGCAGGCGCGGACAUCAGUCUUCACCAUCCAGUCUGGCCCGUGCCUGUCUGGCCUGUUGGGGGUCAUGUAUGUGAGCCGGUACCCAGAGCUGUAUAUCUCGAGGUUACUGCUGGCCUGGAGGCAGCGAUGGCAGAAAGAAAGAGGCAAGGGGAAUGCUGAGAAGCGGGUACAAACAAGUUUUUUAUGUCAUGCAGCAGAAGAUGAGGUGGUUGUGGCUGCACCCUCCAAAGAAGGGGGUGCCAAGAUAGGCUCAAUUGAGAAAAACAUCAUAGAACAAGAACCGAAGACCAAGCCAAAAUAGACUGCUAGAUAUAAGUGUGGACCUGACUCUUCAUUUCUGUUACCUGCUUUCUUUUGAACUCAUUAACUUAUUCUUUCUUCUUCAGCUGCUCUGAGAAUUCUGCAGAUGACAAGUUGACAACACUGCUCUCAAUUGUAAUGAUUAAUAGCAAAAAUUUUCACAUUGUAUUUUUAACUUGAACAGUCUUUGAUGAAAACUACUGACUGUUUUUCUUGAAUUAGGAAGAUAUAUUAUUUUAUUUUAUAUUUAUUUUUAUACACUUUGAGAA